Anopheles gambiae (African malaria mosquito) is the source of this 1812-nucleotide messenger RNA. RefSeq lists its product as uncharacterized. The record is from RefSeq and is a predicted model, not a curated record. Lineage: Eukaryota; Metazoa; Arthropoda; Insecta; Diptera; Culicidae. Bases 323 to 1441 code for a protein of 372 amino acids. The transcript is spliced from 3 exons.
GAUAACGUUUUGAGUCAUGCUGACAUGAGUAUUCGUACUUCAGGUGCAAUGAGGGCUCCAAAUCGUUCCCAAUACAGUGAUCCAGAAGCAUUCCGCAGUUUAAGUUCGUCGUUGUGCAUCGAAACAGUGAAUCGUUGUGUUUUGAGACGUGAUUGUUUAAAAGCUGUUUAGUUAAUGUGUCGCUAUUACCUACAGAUGGAUUGGUUACAGUGUGUGGAUUUGUUUGCACAAUCAACCACUUUAUGAAGUAGGAUUACCAGGUCUUUCGAAAACCAAUGCGAUAACAUAAGCCGAAAUUAGCGUACUACGUCAGUUUGAUAAAAUGUUUCGCUUUACGUGGCAAUUGGUGCGGAGGAACAUCAAGCCUCUUAUCUUGAUAGUGUCGUUCCUGACGUUUAUAUGGCUCAUAAUAGACACAGCACAUCGGCCUGAAUUUGUGCGGCACGCAUCGAAACAUUCCUUCCGAUUUGGGAACAAUGCAAACGAGCCAGCUGAACACUGGUUCGAGCGGACACUUGAACAGUUCCUAGAGUUACUCGAGCUCGAUUCCAACGUUACCGCAGACGAGAGCCGGAACAGUUUCGAACCAUUGAAUUGUCCACGAUCCAAUACGCUGUUCACUGCGUUUACGGGGAGCACACUAGAGGAAAGUUUGUGGCAUUACUUUUCGCUGGUGGCCAUACAAAAUAGCAUUAAGACGACAUCGGAAGAAUAUCAAGCACAAAUUAUGCUGACUAAUGGAACAUCGGUUGAACUGGGGACACUGUUUGAAAGUCUUCCGUUUGACGUGAUUCGUAUGAAUAUCAUUUGGUGCUAUAACUUUCCUGAUAUGAACAUUUUGAACAGUGACACAGCCAUUCAGAUUGACAAAGGCGUUAAGCAGCUAUUCAUACUCAAUAAUCAAGCUAAACGAUUUGAAGAAAUCCUAAAAGUACCAUGGGAACAACAGACUCAGUUCUUUAGGCUUCGAGCGGAUGCGGAGCGUAUGGCCCAAAACGUAUUGGGAGACAUUCGCCAGCGUUCUAAACUGUACGGCGAUGAGGAAGACGUAAAGAAUCUUCAGUUUGUUGGCUUACAUGUUCGGGAAGACGACGAGCUGCCCUAUGAAUACUACUAUCGUGCCAUGACGUUUCACCGCAAAAUGCACGAUACGGGCACACUUAUGUUUGUGGCCAUUUGUGAAAAUCCCAAGAGCACUGUAUGCAGCACGUUGGAUGCGCAAAGCGAGCGCGUGGAAGUGAUUGCGGAGCAUGAUGAGCUUGACGUUGAUUUUGCAUUGCUGAAGUCUUGUAAUCACUCUAUUCUAUCUAGUGAACUCGAUAUCUUUCCAGCAUUGCUUCGUGGUUCCGGCAAUGUUGUAGUGUAUGGUGAGCAAAACGAUCGUAGUCGGUACGCUAUUAAAUUGGCUAGCUUUAAGGAUAACUGGUACAACAUUGUUUGAUAAAGCACCGCAUGCAAUGCGAUAUGGAAAAGUUGUAAAGAUUUAGUGAGUGUACAUUUGAGCUUCGACCACAGUUUUUUUACAUGAUUAUUUUAAAAUCAUCUACAUCCCAAUUUUUAAAAUUGGAUGUAAAUUACACAUAGUAAUUCUAAGAUGAGGUAUUCUUAACCAUAAACAUGUUUUUUACAGUUUAGCUGCUCUCCAAAUAAUAUCAAAGGAAAAACCAGAUACCAAAUAUAGUUAACAGAAAAUACCAACGAUUUAGAUUUUGAUAUGAAAUGAAAUUGCGGUGAUGAAUGUUAAACAUGACAGAGGCAUUUAAGACAAUAUCGUUUUAUAAAAAUAAAUGGCUGAGCAGUUCACCAAUGAAA